AUGCUUCAAGGAGCUCACCCACCAAUAGACCCUAAAGAUAUAAAAUCACUGUUAGAAGAACCUGACUCACCCAGAAUUGGGUCUUUGGAACUUGAAGAGCCAUUGUUUUGUGUCUCCACUUUAGCCAGAAUAGAAGACGCUUGUUUUACUAAAUCAGCUUUAUUUGAAUCAGACCCCUGUGGGGUAGUCUUGCAAGCUGGCUCGACCCCUGGUUUAACAGACUUGAAAUUUUAG
Messenger RNA from Funneliformis caledonium, 234 nucleotides. Lineage: Eukaryota; Fungi; Glomeromycota; Glomeromycetes; Glomerales; Glomeraceae. The record is from the annotation of a GenBank genome assembly.